AUGGCGCCAAUUAGAGCGCUCUUCCUCCACGCCUUUCUUGUGGGACCCCUCCUUCUCUUCGCCUCUCUCGUCGCGUCCCGGCAUGCCUGCUACCUGCCCAACGGCCAGCCGGCUUCGGGCCCCACGGACGCCUGCAGGUUGUCCGAUUUCGACCCACCGCUGGCGCAAUGCUGCCACGACGGCGACCUAUGCCUAAGCAACCAACUCUGUGGUAGGCAGGACCCGCGUGGUGAGUUCAGCUAUUACCGCGGUACUUGCACUGCGAAGGUUUGGAGGAACACCGAAGAUGGAGCCGGAUGUAUGAACCCCUGCCCGAUCUCGUAUGGGAAUGAGGAGACGGUGCCGAUGCAUUGGUGUGUGGAGGAGGAUGGCACGAUGAGCUGGUAUUGUGGGAACGAUGCGCCGGCGGGGGAUAAGGGAUGCACGAGGGUUGGGGCGGAUAUCGAUUUGCCUGACGGUAUAGGGGUCUUGGCCACUGCAGGCGGCACAUUGACUCCUGCGCCCGUGCCAACGACACUCGUCGAGACGACCCUCAUCGAGACGACAUCCCCGUCCGAGGGCCCAUCCAGCACGCCAAGCGAGAUCAACCCAAUACCUACCUCAUCACAGCCCCAACCACCCCCUUCAACCUCCAACGCCAACAACCCAAGCGACUCUCCUCCUCUCACCAAGGAUGACGACGAGGAAGAAGACGGCUCCUCCGCCAUCCCCAUCGGCGUCGGCGUAGCAGUGGGCUCACUAAUCCUCAUGGCAGGCAGCGCGCUAGUCUACUUCUACCAGCGCAAACGUCGUCGCGAAGCCCCCGUGCGCGCCGAGACGCCGCCGCCAUUCGAGUUUUCGUUCCUCAACAGCCAGAGCCAGACGCCUGACUGGUUGGGCCCUGCGUAUGGGGUUCCGCCGCCACCGCCGCCGCCAGGCCCGGUGCAUACGAUGGGCGGUGAUGGAAAGAUGAUGCCUGAGGCCGCUGGGCUGGGAGCUGGGUUUGGGGCUGGGUCUGGGGUGCCGUUUUCAUCGUCGUCGAUGGGGAUGGGGAAUGGGAUGCAGAAUGGGAUGCAGCAUCAUAGGGAGAAUAUGAAUACACGGAUGGGACCGAUGGGAUCCGCUGCGGAGAUGAGAGGUUCGGCCAGGCACGAGUUGCCGUGA
This is a messenger RNA of Dichotomopilus funicola, 1143 nucleotides long. RefSeq lists its product as uncharacterized. The transcript is spliced from 3 exons. The coding region runs from base 1 to 1143 and encodes 380 amino acids. Lineage: Eukaryota; Fungi; Ascomycota; Sordariomycetes; Sordariales; Chaetomiaceae. The record is from RefSeq and is a predicted model, not a curated record.